This is a messenger RNA of Cladophialophora yegresii CBS 114405, 1614 nucleotides long. RefSeq names its product T-complex protein 1 subunit delta. Gene Ontology annotation, molecular function: ATP-dependent protein folding chaperone; ATP binding; ATP hydrolysis activity. Gene Ontology annotation, cellular component: chaperonin-containing T-complex. The record is from RefSeq and is a predicted model, not a curated record. Lineage: Eukaryota; Fungi; Ascomycota; Eurotiomycetes; Chaetothyriales; Herpotrichiellaceae. Gene Ontology annotation, biological process: protein folding. The transcript has 2 exons. Bases 1 to 1614 code for a protein of 537 amino acids.
AUGGCGGCUGCACUGGGGAUUCAAGGCAACGCCGGCGGCAAUGCUGCCUUCAAGGAUAAAGAGAAGCCGAUGGCUGUGCGGUCAGCCAAUAUCAUGGCAGCGCGAGCAGUCUCGGAUGCAAUCAGAACUUCACUAGGGCCCCGAGGGAUGGAUAAAAUGAUUCAGUCAGGCAAAGGCGAGAGCUUGAUCACGAACGACGGCAGCACAAUGUUGAAGAGCAUGAGUGUGAUGCAUCCCGCGGCGAAGAUGCUGGUCGACCUGAGCAAUGCACAAGAUGUCGAGGCCGGUGACGGGACAACCUCUGUAGUGGUCAUCGCUGGCAGUCUUCUCGGAGCCGCAGACCGCCUACUCGCCAAAGGAAUCCAUCCCACGAUCAUCUCCGAGUCGUUCCAGAGAGCCUCUAAAGCCGCUGUCAGAGUUCUGGAAAACAUGUCGCAACCUAUCUCCCUCUCCGACCGCACAACCCUGCUCCAGGCAGCCUCAACCUCUCUUUCCUCGAAAAUCGUGUCGCAACACUCCGGAUUACUUGGACCGAUGGCCGUAGAUUCCGUGCUAAAGACCAUUGAUCCAAAGACAGCGGAGAAUGUGGACCUGCGGAAUAUUAGGAUCGUGAAGAAGGUUGGCGGAACUAUCGAAGAUUCGGAAAUGAUCGAUGGGUUGGUCCUCAACCAACCGGUCAUUAAGAGCGGUGGUGGUCCGACCAGGAUAGAAAAAGCGAGAAUCGCAUUGAUCCAGUUCCAACUCAGCCCUCCAAAGCCCGACAUGGAAAAUCAGAUUGUGGUAAACGACUACAGACAGAUGGACAAGAUUCUGAAGGAAGAACGAACUUAUCUGCUCAACAUGGUCAAAAAGAUUCAGAAGGCCAAGUGCAACGUGCUGUUCAUUCAAAAAUCCAUCCUCAGAGAUGCGGUUAAUGAUCUGUCAUUACACUUCCUGUCGCGGCUGAAGAUCAUGGCCAUCAAAGACAUUGAACGAGACGAGGUUGAAUUUCUGUGCAAGAGCACCGGAUGCAAGCCCAUCGCCAACAUCGACACCUUUUCAGAAGAUAAACUUGGGAGCGCAGACCUGGUGGAGGAAGUCAGUUCAAAUGGCGCUCGAUAUGUCAAAGUCACGGGUAUUCGGACAGCGUCACCACAACAUCAAACUGUGUCGAUUAUUGCUAGAGGCGCCAACACGCUCGUCCUCGACGAGGCGGAACGAUCAAUACACGACGCUCUGUGCGUCAUUAGGUGUUUGGUCAAGAAGAAGGCCCUGAUUGCUGGUGGCGGAGCACCAGAAGUCGAGAUUGCCCACCAACUAGCCAAACAGGCCAGAGAACUGACCGGCACGGAAGCGAUCUGCUGGAAGGCCUUCGCAGACGCCAUGGAGGUCAUCCCCACGACUUUGGCUGAGAAUGCAGGGCUAAACAGCAUCAAAGUAGUGACUGAUCUACGACAUCGACAUGAUAUGGGAGAAAAGAAUGCCGGAGUCAGUAUCCGGAGUGGCGGCGUCAAGACGAAUAUUGCAGACGAGAAAGUGCUCCAGCCACUCCUCGUGAGCACAAGUGCCAUCGAGUUGGCGGCUGAGACGGUCAAGAUGAUCCUCCGGAUUGACGACAUUGCAUUGUCACGAUGA